UUAAGCAUUAUAAUCAUGCAAAUCAUGUUGUUUCACUGGAGUGGGAAAAUACAGGUUAAACAAAAGGAAAAACGAGAGGGUUUUCCUUCGACAGAUUUAAUCUUCGCCUGCUUCCUUCUUCUUCUUCUAAUCAUCGCCACAGAGAAAGCUACACAGCUACGUGGUUUUGUUCAGAUCCGUGUGAGAGGGCGAGAGGUAGAGCUAUCCGACGGAGAAGAUGAGCGGCAAGGUCGGCGGCGGCGGCAGCGGCAGCUUCGGAGCGAGGAAGAGCCAUAAUGGAAUUUCAGACAUUCCGUCGGGGUCAAGGAAGAUCGUACAGAGUUUGAAGGAAAUCGUGAACUGCCCUGAGGCCGAGAUCUAUGCCAUGCUCAAGGAGUGCAACAUGGAUCCUAACGAAGCCGUCAAUCGUAUCCUCUCCCAAGAUCCUUUUCACGAGGUGAAGAGCAAAAAAGAUAAAAAGAAAGAGAAUAAGGAUACAACAGAUUCCAGGUCACGUGGUGUUAAUAACAAUUAUAACCAUGGGGUUAGAGGUGGUUCUGAUCAUUAUGCUGGACGAGGUAGUGCUGCACCUUUCAGCUCUACUGAAUCUGGAAGCUUCCAACGAAAAUCUACAAACAGGAGAGAAAAUGGAAGACAGGGUUAUGUGGGGUCAGCAUCAUCUGGAGUGGUGGGGCGCAAUCAGCCUUCGCACAGUGAUUUUGUUGCCAUUGAAAAUAAAAUGCCAUCUGUUUCCCUGGGCGAUGGGAAACAGCCAUCACAAUCUGCUUCUGGACAUCAACCUGCAUGGUUUGGAGCUGCAGGUCAGAUGUCUAUGGCUGACAUUGUGAAGAUGGGUAGACCACUAAACAAGAUAAUGAACCCCUGGCAAAAUGUUGAAAUGCGACCCAAACUAGAUAGUGAGCAUGAAGUUGCUAAUCAGCAUGUUCUUUUCAAAGAUGACUGGCCCUUGGAUGAAAAGCCAGUAGCUGCUAGCACCUCGGCUGUAUCAAAGGCACAUGCAGAGUCAGAGAUAUGUUCUGAUCCAUCUGACUUCCAAUCCGGUAGACGAGGCCAACAACACAAGGCCCAGUUUGAAGAGGUUCAUCGAGCAGAAAAUGGCUCACGUGGGAAUCUUGGGAUAGAUCAACUGCAGCCUGGUUCAGUUUCUGGUAGAAACGUUCUGGAUAAUGACUCUGCAGUUUCUACCGAGUUUGAUGAUAAUCAAUACAAGCACGAAACACAGAAUCAUCCUGUUGAGCAUGAAAAAGAUGAAGAUGACACUUCAUCUGUUGCCGGGAACCUUCAAGAAUUAAGCAUAGAGAAUCAUGAUCACGAGGAAGAGGACAAACCCGGUGUCAUUAUUCCAGAUCAUCUACAAGUGCAUGCUCCAGAUUGCUCGCAAUUAAGCUUUGGAAGCUUUGGAGGUUUUGGAUCAAAGCCUUUGAGCAACAAUUUAGAAGAAGAGGCUCCAGAUGUAGCCCCAGAAAUCAAACAUUCAGAUGCUAGAAACACGGAAUUCUAUGGAGACGAACAUCUUGCAAGUGCGAACAAUGGAAAUAUUGUUCACGUGUCUAAUCCAAGUACUGAAGACUAUGAUACUUCGGAUUCUCAGCGAGAGAUUUCGAGGCAAGAAAACCCCGAGACUGCUCAGUACACUUUUGCUCAAUCUGAACCAGGAUAUGCUUAUGAAAAUGUUAAGCAGCAGACGAAUACUACAUUCGAUGAAUCACAGACAAGCACACAGAUGCCGAAUCUUACUUCUUUGUCCAAUGUCAUGCAAGGGUAUACAAACCCAAUUCCCAACACUUUACUGGCACAACCUGAGCAGAGUGUUAGGGAACUCGAGCUUCAGUACUCACCUUUCUCUGUUGCACAGUCCAUGCCUUUGAGAAAUAGCAACAAUCCUUCUUCACUAAAUGCCCAAAGCAUUUCCGUGUCAGAGGCACUGAGAGGCGGUAGUAUUUCUACGGCGCAAUCAGCUCAACAAGCCUUACCGGGUGCCAAUAUUGCUACUGGACCCGCCCUUCCUCAGCAGCUUCCGAUGCAUCCAUAUGCUCAACCCUCUUUACCUCUAACGCAUUUCCCAAAUAUGAUCGGUUAUCCUUUGUUGCCCCAGAGUUACCCGUACAUUCCGUCGGCUUUCAUGCAAGCAUUUGCUGGUAACAACAGCUCGUACCACCAGUCUCUGGCUGCUUUGCAUCCGCAGUACAAAAACAGUGUUUCCACGAGCAGUUUGCCUCAGCCGGGAGCAGCAUCUGCCUCGGCUUACGGGUUUGGGAAUUCGAGUAACGUUGGAGCCGGAAACUACCCUCUGAACCAAUCCGCAGGUCCCACUGGGACGAGUCUUGGUUAUGAAGAGGCCUUGAGUUCACAAUACAAGGAGAGCAAUCAUAUGUUGUCCCUCCAGCAGCACCAGCAGGAGAACUCGCCAAUGUGGCUUCAUAACGGUCAUGGUUCCCGAACCAUGUCAACUGUCCCGACCAACGGGUACUACAACCUGCAACCACAGCAACAGGGUCCCGAGUUUCGCCAUUCUCAGCCACAGGCUUCUCAGCACUAUGGAUCACUCGGGUACCCAAAUUUCUAUCAUCCCCAAACGGGGAUCUCCAUAGAGCACCACCCGCCCCAAAACCCGAGGGACGGUGGUCCGCCCUCGAAGCAGCAGAUCUGGCAAAACCCUUACCACCAUCAAUGAAAAAAAAAGGUUAACUUCUUCGUUUUCUUCUCUCUUCUCCCUCAUAGGGCUCGUGGGUUUUCAGGGCUGCGUGGCCACUACCAUAGCUAUUUACAUAUAUAAUGGAUGGAUGACCGGUCACCGGUUAUAGAGGUUUGCCGGUUGUCGGAGUUUUGGGUGGGGGAAGAGGCUGAAGAGAUCAUCUGUUCCACCGGCUACGACGGGAGCCUUCUUCACCACGAAUGUAUCUAUCAAUCUUCUUUCUUCUGUAACUUAGUUAACAAACAAACCUCUCUCUCUCUCUCUCUCUCUCUCUCUCUCUCUCUCUCUCUCUCUCUCUCUCUCUGUAUUUAACCCUUUUUGUUUGUAGUUCUUCUAGUUGCACGUUGUUCAUACGUUUGCCACAUUUUCUGUGAGAAAUAAAUUGGGUUGUCUCAAGAAAUUCAA
Molecule: messenger RNA, 3100 nt
Organism: Tarenaya hassleriana
Lineage: Eukaryota; Viridiplantae; Streptophyta; Magnoliopsida; Brassicales; Cleomaceae
Exons: 10
Coding region: 218-2674 (818 amino acids)
Molecular function (GO): protein binding
Source: RefSeq, a predicted model, not a curated record